Molecule: messenger RNA, 4974 nt
Organism: Schistocerca gregaria
Lineage: Eukaryota; Metazoa; Arthropoda; Insecta; Orthoptera; Acrididae
Gene: Pvr
Product: vascular endothelial growth factor receptor kdr-like
Exons: 27
Coding region: 69-4523 (1484 amino acids)
Biological process (GO): protein phosphorylation; cell surface receptor protein tyrosine kinase signaling pathway; multicellular organism development
Cellular component (GO): signaling receptor complex
Molecular function (GO): ATP binding; transmembrane receptor protein tyrosine kinase activity
Source: RefSeq, a predicted model, not a curated record
AGUCCGAAAGCGCCGUACACUGCGCGGAGAAAAUUUGACACGAGUGGACGCGGUGAUAUGUGCGUGCAAUGGCCCUGUCAAAGUGUUUGUUUACAUUGGUGCUGCUAGCUACAGUCACAGGGCUAUUGGAGUCAGCACAUGGACUCAGCGGUUCUCCUACAAUAACGUCUACGACUCUCUCAGAAGUUGUUUUAAAUCCCGGAGAAAAUUACACAAUAACAUGCGAGGGCGAUGCGUCGAUAAUCUGGAAUUACCCCAACAUUUCGGACAGUGAACCCAACAUACAUACGACUUGGAGGGAUGGAAAAUAUAUAUCGUCAGUUCAGUUGACAGAUAUUACAUAUAAGGAUGUUGGAUAUUACCAUUGUUCAUUCGAUAACAACAGUGAGAAAAAUACAUCUAUAUACUUGUAUGUGAAAGAUACGAAGAACCUGCUUACAUAUAGUGACAUAGUCUUUGCACCAAUACAUGGUAUACAGUAUCAGGACAUUGUCAUUCCUUGUAAACCAACACACCCUGAAGUGAAAGUGACCCUCUGCCGCAAUGGUGAUGAGAAACUGCAUAUUGGUGAAAAUGAUGACCUUGGAGUCAUCAGAUAUGACCAGAAGGUGGGCUUCAUUCUGGAAAAUGUCCAGGUGAUAAACAAUGGAUUCUAUAGUUGCUGCGUACUUCCUGGUGGCAUCUGCAGUGAAGACGAAUGUCCUCGUCAAUAUUCUCUUGAGAUGUUUCAUCCCAGGGUGGGAUACAGGCUCAUUAUUAAAAAAGUAAUUAGAGGAGACAUUUGCUCGUGUACUGCAACAUAUGGUAAUAAUACCCAACAAAAGUUCUUCUUUCUCUCGGUUAUGAAACAUGCAGAUUCUGUAGCAAGACCAGCCAUUGAUGAGACCCAUUUGCAACAUGUGAAAGUUGGUGAGAAUGUGACUAUAGAGUGUAGAAUUACUGUACCCACUUCAACAAGGUAUGAUUUGGAAUGGAUAGUUCCAAAUGAGAGUGAACGUAUCACAGUAGAAAAAAUUGAGAUAGAGCCUCCAGUGAGCCCUGGGCACCAUUUAACAACAGGAAGAAGAAAAUUAAAAAUAUUUAAUGCAAAAUUGGAAGACACAGGGAACUACACUUGUAAAGUGAAAGAUCAUGCAAAAAAUACCAACAGUGAAACGAUAUAUUUGAAAAUUUUUAAAAGGAAUGAGGCUUACAUAAACUUGACAGUAAAUGGGAACAAAACUAAUAUGGAAGUUGUUGAAGGACAGAACUUGAAGUGGGUUAUCAGUGUUGAAGCACAUCCACAGCCUGAGUUUUCAUGGUACAAGAAUGAUGAUGUUAUCAACAAUUCACCUAGAAUGAUUGUUUCAACCAAAUAUAAUGGGAAACAGUCUAUACUGGAAAUAAAACAGGUUACUAUUGAAGAUAGAGGCACUUAUGAAAUGCGUGCAACAAAUGAAAAUUUCACCAAAGAACUGACACUGAAACUUAUUGUGCUUGGAAAACCUCAUGUCUACAUGCCACAAUAUCCACUGAAAUUUUUACAUAAACCAUCUCAGAAAGCAAGUGCCAAAGUAAAUGCCACCAUUCUUGGAAGGCCAAGCCCAAAUGUGACUUGGUUUUUUCAGCCAGAGGGUAAGGAGAGAAUGGCCAUCAAUAAUGAAAAUUUCAAAAAUUAUAUUGUCAGUGAAGAGGAUGAAGAGGAUGGAUAUGAAACAAUUUCAGAACUGCAGCUGAAUGCUACAGUAUCUGGAACAGUGGAAUGCAUUGCUGCUAAUAAGUAUGGAAGUGACACAGAGAAAACACAGAUCAUCAUCACUGAUGUAGCAGAUGGUUUUGGAAUAUUACCAGUGCAGGAAGAAAUUGUAGAAGGAGACACUGUCAUUCUUACAUGCCGAGCAUCACGUCGUAAUUUCACUAAUAACAUGAAAUGGUAUAGAAAUGGAGAUGAAGUUGAUGGAUACAGCGAUACCAAACGUAUUUCGAUACGGCAGGGAGAAACAGUUUAUUCAUUUCAGUCUGAGUUGAUAAUUGCAAAUGCAUCGGAGUCUGAUGAAGUUGAAUAUAAAUGUGUUGCCUGUACACCCAGGCCAAGCAAUUGCUCAGAUGCAGUUUCCACUUUCAAAGUGGCAGCUAUGAAAAGCCCUCAGUUCAGCAAGGACACAAACAUGAAUGGCGGUGAACAUCUCUUAGACAACAUGUCUCGGUACAGCCUUAAUUGCAGGCCAAGUGGAGUUCCAAAACCUCAAAUUGUUUGGAUGAAGGAUGGAAAGCCACUUCCUGUGAAGCCAAAUGACACAUCAAUAGAAUUUAUGCAUAACCAUACUACUCUUGUAAUUAAACAGUUCACAGCAGAACAUGCAGGGUUGUACACAUGUACUGCCAUAAAUCCCAGAAAUAAAAAUGAUCGGAAAUCAGUAACAGCUACAUUGAAAUUCAAAGAUGAAGGUGGUACAGUAAUAAGUAUUGUUGUUGCUGUAGCUCUAUUUGUCAUAUUUAUUCUCGCUGCUGUACUUGCUGUAAAAAUGCUAAGAGACAGAAAAAAUCGCAAAGAACAGAGGAUUGCUGGUCUUAUGCAUUUUACAGAAGGGGCAAUAAGUAACAUGAAUCCAGACCUUCCUGUUGAUGAACAGGCUGAACUACUUCCAUAUGACAAGAAGUGGGAGUUCCCCCGAGAAAAGUUAAGACUCGGCAAACAGCUCGGUUCUGGAGCUUUUGGCGUUGUUAUGAAGGCAGAAGCAUUUGGCAUCUUGGAAGAAGAACCUGUCACAACAGUAGCAGUUAAAAUGGUGAAAAGAAACACUGACUAUACGUACAUCAAAGCAUUAGCAUCAGAACUCAAAAUAAUGGUACAUCUAGGAAAGCAUCUGAAUGUUGUAAACUUGCUUGGAGCAUGCACAACAAACAUAACGAAGAAGGAACUGUUGGUAAUAGUGGAAUACUGCCGAUUUGGAAAUCUGCACAACUAUCUUUUACGUCAUCGUGAUGAAUUUAUUGACCAGAUAGAUCCAAAAACAGGAACGGUAGAUCCAACUAUUGGGCAAGAGAUACUGGAAAGAGCUGACUCAUUUAAUAAAAAGAACAGGGUGAAGUAUGCAGCACUUUCCUUCUCAAACAGUCUCUCUGGAGGGGACAUAGCUGUCGAUUAUCGAGCAGCAGGUGCUAUGGUACCAUCUUCAAACAGCAGUGGAAGUGAAGCUGAUCAUGUGUCUAUGCUUCCAGCUGGUGAAGAUGAUUAUGUGAUGAGCAACAACAGCAUACAACCAGAAUGGAGAUCCAAUUACAGAGGAGAUUACAAAGGCAAUGUUCGUCCAAUAUGUACCUGUGACCUACUGUGUUGGGCAUUCCAGGUAGCUAAAGGAAUGGAAUAUCUUGCUUCUCGGAAGGUUCUGCAUGGAGACCUGGCUGCAAGGAACAUUUUACUUGCUGAUGAAAAUGUAGUGAAGAUCUGUGAUUUUGGUCUAGCGAAGAGCAUGUACAAAUCAAACAACUAUAAGAAGAAAGGAGAUGGCCCAUUACCCGUCAAGUGGAUGGCCAUUGAAUCAAUCAGAGACAGGAUAUUCUCAACACAAUCUGAUGUCUGGUCAUAUGGAAUUGUGCUCUGGGAGUUUUUUUCUUUGGCAAGGACACCAUACCCAGGCAUGGAAGCAGAUGAGAAGCUUUAUAACAAGUUGCUGAAUGGUUAUCGAAUGGAGAAACCAGAGUAUGCAACAUAUAAUAUCCACCAGACAAUGCUGGAUUGUUGGCAUUUAAAUCCAAACAAAAGACCUUCAUUUACGGAACUAAGUGAAAGAAUUGGGAAUAUGCUCGAAGAUAGUGUGAAGAAACACUAUAUUGAUUUGAACGAUCCAUAUAUAGACAUGAAUUCAGAAUGGAUGCAGAACACACAAAGUGAUUAUCUCAGUAUGAUGAGUGCUCCUACAUAUGGCAAUCUAGUGUCGCCAAUUGAAGAUAAUGAUUACAUCAACAGUCCUCUUCCUGGUUCUGGUGCAGAAGCCACAGAUGGUCCAGCCAGCUCAGGGUACAUGUGCAUGGGAAGUCCGUCAACUUCAGAAGGUGCUGUAUUCAGCCCACACAGCAGCCGUUCUGAAGGAAAUGUUUUCACUUUUGAUGGUUCGCCUCAAGCAAAGUCUCGUGUUAAAGAAGCGGAACUUAUUCGUGGUCCAGAGUUUCGACCCAUGCUUAAGAGCAUGAGUGACUCUGAAUCAGAACAACCUGCUGCUGACAGUGUAGAUACUGGUGCACGAAAUGGACAUAGGACGUAUGUUAAUGGAAAUACUAUAACUCCAAGUUUUUCAAAUCCUGCUUACCAUAACAUUGGUCGCAUUAAUCCUUCACCUGACAAUUAUGUGAAUAUGCCUCAACAGAAAAGUCUGUUAAAAGGGAAAGAGAAGGCUCUGCUAGAUACUUUCGAUCACAUGUCUGUAUCUGGUCAAGAUCCAAAAGGAAGUUUUGAAAAUGAUUUUCUCUCUUCUCCAGAUGGUAGUGUGAAACAUGAAGGUUAUGUGAAUUUUCCAAACAACACUGCUUCGUUUGCCUUCUAAAGAGGUGAAGCUUGGUAAUGUUAGGAAUUAUUCUGAAGAUUUGCACAGUUGAUAACAGCUUAUGCAAAAUGCGUCUAGUCUCAAUAAAGGUACAAAUCUUAAAAUUGCCAAACAUUAAGCACAAAUAGACUGUGAAACACCUUUUCACAUUAGAAUUCUCCAGAGAGAGAAAACAGAAGCCAUGUUAAAGUUUCAAGAUUUUUUUAAAUGCUUUUAUGCAUAUUUUCAUUUCAUGUCAUGAAUUUUUUACUUCAUUUUCAUUUUAUGACAUCAGUUUUUUACUUCAUUUUAAUUUUUAAGAUUGACUGUACAGUGUGUAUAUAGUUUUAAGUAUUUUAUUGACAGAAAGGUGUUGAACAAAAUGUAAGUAAUUAUUUUUAAUAACAAUGGUCUUUUGCCAAAAUUGUGUUAAAUUUAUUUUCAUUUUUAAUAAAGGAACCACAAUCAUUCA